Messenger RNA from Caenorhabditis remanei, 1896 nucleotides. RefSeq lists its product as uncharacterized. The transcript has 7 exons. Bases 1 to 1896 code for a protein of 631 amino acids. The record is from RefSeq and is a predicted model, not a curated record. Lineage: Eukaryota; Metazoa; Nematoda; Chromadorea; Rhabditida; Rhabditidae.
AUGUGGAACUUCUCGUCGUUCAACUUUUCGGGCCAGGGCUCUUCCAACGCCCGGCAGCCAGUUUCUGGAAGUUUUUUGAGAACCGGUGAUCAGCCAGUGACAACCAUAGCCAGCUUUGUAAUGCCCUCUGUUAUUGCCGAAACUGCUCUCCGUGGAAAUCGAGAGAUUCAACAGCAACAAGGCAACGAUCAUAUCGGAAUUCUUGGAGGAUACAGUGCUUCUACAGCUAAUGAUACGUUUUCGAGUGGUCGUCAAAUCGCGACGUUUGUUCCCUCAUUGGCUCUUGGAAAUCAGUUUGACACUAGCCAAGCACCACCAAACCAAUUAUCAACACCGCAAAUGGAGACUAAUGUUUCUGCAGUUUUAGAAAAUCCGUUCAUGCAACGUUAUACUCCAUAUCCAUCUUCAAUGUUCUUCUAUGCACCUCCAGAGCAAAAUAGUGCAGAAAUGGGUUUGCCUGACUACUCACGCAUUUCUCCGAAUCCUCUCAACACAUUCGAUUUUACUCAUGGUUCUUCUUUUCAAAAUGAUCCGUCCCGAUUUGGAACGGGUCAAGAACCAAGAAGAGCUACUCCAGAAACUGAGAACAAUGAAAGUGGAGCGCCACUGUCAAAAAAGCCAAGAUUCUCGCCAAGAGGAUUUGGUGAGAGUGCCCCAUCUGGCUGUUCACAUAGACUAGCAAGCGUUUCAAAAGCUCCAACUGUGUCCCAAUACGAGACACCUAACUUCUCACGAACAAUAAAGUUAGAGCCUUCUGACGUUGACUAUCACGCAACUUCUCUACGAGUGCCCUUGAGUUCCAGUGAAGUUUCAAUGCCAAUUCUUCAAUCUAGUGCUCCAAUUGCUACAACUGAAAUCCCACAUCAAAAGCAGAAUGAUGUCCUUAUGAGAACCGUGAAGCAAGAAACGGCAGAAAAAGCUCUCACUGACUGGGAUAACAUGGUCAAAAAUAUUAGCACAGUUACCAACGGAUGUGAACAGGAAAAAGUAUCAGCAUUGACAAAAACCCAUCAAGAAUCUGUUGAUGGUACUAGUCUCAUCGGGGCUCCAAUUCUCCAGACGGAAGAUCCAGUCAAUCCAACAAACCCAAUGAGACGAGUGCAACAUAAAAAAGGAAGGGAUUCGUCGAUGCCACGAUUGUCAUUCGAGCCUGCGGUCUUCGACAACGACACAGCUGCUCAUGAAGCAGUUCCACCAAAUGAUGGAAGUGACUUCCACAUGAGAAAUGUGAAACAAGAGUUGUUGGAGGAGCCCAUGCCAACACUGAGAAAAGAAUCUCAAGAAGACAACCCAGAAGGAGGUAAACACAUCUCUGCUCUUGUUCUGAAGGUGGAAGAGCAAGAAGUUACAGCUGUAGAGAUUAUCCAAGACCAACCAGAGGCGGAAAUAGAAUCAAUUCGGUCGAUUCCACAACAAUCAAUGGUUGAGGAGACUGCUGAAAAUCGAAAUGGCGUUGAAAAUGAAGAGGAACAGUUGAUUGAAGACAUCAAUGUCAAUGAUAAUAAUGAAAGGAACAGCAGAACAGACACUGCAGAAACUUGGCAGGAACGCAUUGCUCCAAGAGAAGAGGAGGAAUUAGAUGAAGAAAGUUCUUCAACGAUUUCAUCCAAUUCCGAGGAAUCGGAAGCUUCCGUGGAGGAGCUUGAUGACGACGAUCAAGCGUGUUCACUUGGAGAAUUGUGUAUUGUAGGAGACUAUUUCAGGAGAUUCACUGGGGAGGUGACCCAGUGGGUCUCCUGCGACCGCUGUGGAGAGUGGCUCCAUGUUUGCUGCAUACUGCUCAACAAUGAAGUGUAUUCCAGCAAAACUUUCAUUUGCUGUGGCAUACAAAUCACAGCAAGUGCAAGAGAUGCUAGGAAUGGGGAUGUUCAUAGAAGGUUUCACGAGACUCCUUAG